GUUGUGUGCAUUGAGCACCGGCGGCGAAAGCUUGUGGAAGAACGAACCGCUACUGACCUAAUGGAGGCGGCGGCAACGGCAACGGCGGCGUUCACUUCUUCUCCGCAUUAUUCGAAGAGCACAUCCUCGUGUUUGUCGCCUUCCGGUUCUCAUUCUCCGCAGUCGCUUCAGUUUAACCCUUUAAAAUUCAAAUUGCCAAGAGCGGCGUCCUCAAUUCGCGCCUCGGCUUCUGCUGCUGGGGACUCUGUUGUGACAUUGCUUGAUUACGGAGCUGGAAAUGUACGGAGCCUCAGAAAUGCAAUCCGAUUUCUUGGAUACGAUAUUAAAGAUGUACAAACUCCAGAGGACAUCAUGAGCGCCGAACGUUUAAUUUUUCCUGGCGUAGGUGCAUUCGCACCAGCCAUGGACGUGCUCAACAAAACAGGAAUGGGUGAAGCACUUUGUUCAUACAUUGAGCAAGACCGUCCAUUUUUAGGCAUUUGUCUUGGGUUGCAACUGCUUUUUGAGGCAAGUGAGGAAAAUGGACCAGUGCAAGGACUUGGUUUGAUUCCCGGGAUUGUUGGUCGUUUUGACUCAUCAAAUGGAUUGAGAGUACCUCAUAUUGGUUGGAAUGCUAUCCAAGUAGCUAGAGAUUCUCAAAUUCUGGAUGAUGUUGGGAGCCGUCAUGUCUACUUUGUUCAUUCCUACCGUGCAAUACCGUCUGAUGACAACAAAGAAUGGGUAUCCUCAACAUGCAACUAUGGUGGGGAUUUUAUUGCUUCAAUAAGAAGGGGGAAUGUUCAUGCAGUUCAAUUUCACCCAGAAAAGAGUGGAGAUGCUGGCCUAUCUGUCCUCAAAAGGUUUUUGAAUCCCAAUAAUGAGGUCACAAAGAAGCCAGUCCAACAGAAUGCAUCUCAACUUGCAAAAAGGGUCAUUGCUUGCCUUGAUGUAAGGACCAAUGAUAAAGGGGAUCUUGUUGUGACUAAGGGAGACCAAUAUGAUGUGAGAGAGCAAACCAAAGAAAAUGAGGUGAGAAACCUUGGCAAGCCAGUUGAUCUUGCUGGACAAUAUUACAAAGAUGGUGCUGAUGAGAUUAGUUUCCUGAACAUUACCGCAUUCCGAGACUUUCCUCUUGGUGAUUUACCAAUGUUACAGGUCCUGAGGCUUGCAUCAGAGAAUGUUUUUGUGCCAUUAACAGUUGGUGGAGGUAUUAGAGAUUUUACUGAUGCAAAUGGCAGGUAUUACUCUAGUUUGGAAGUUGCUUCAGAAUAUUUCCGAUCCGGUGCAGAUAAGAUAUCCAUUGGUAGUGAUGCUGUUUAUGCUGCAGAAGAGUACUUGAAAACAAAGGUGAAAUCUGGAAAGAGCAGCCUUGAGCAGAUCUCUCGAGUGUAUGGAAAUCAAGCAGUUGUUGUAAGCAUUGAUCCUCGUAGGGUGUACUUGAAAGAUCCCAAGGAUGUUGAAUUCAAGUCGAUUAGAGUAACAAACCCAGGUCCAAAUGGCGAGGAAUAUGCAUGGUAUCAAUGCACAGUGAGUGGUGGAAGAGAAGGUCGUCCAAUUGGCGCAUACGAGCUUGCAAUAGCUGUCGAGCAACUGGGAGCUGGGGAAAUACUGCUUAAUUGCAUCGAUUGUGACGGUCAAGGGAAAGGGUUCGACAUUGAUUUGAUAAAGCUCAUCUCGGAUGCUGUAAACAUUCCAGUGAUAGCAAGCAGUGGCGCCGGAGCAGUCGAACACUUCUCAGAAGUUUUCUCCAAAACAAACGCCUCUGCUGCCCUUGCUGCCGGUAUUUUUCAUCGAAAGGAGGUGCCGAUACAAUCUGUGAAAGAGCACUUGCUACACACAGGAAUAGAAGUUAGAAUGUAAGCACAACAAAUGUUCUAUUCAGUGUCGAUUUGAAACCUCUCCCUUCCCUUUGAAAUGCCCAGUCCGAAGGUCUGUAUUCUUAUCUCAAACCUCUUGAAAAAUCAUAUUUUGUGCUUGGAUUUUGAGGCUAAGUAUUUAUUCUGCAGAUUAGAGUUUUCUUGUGAAGGAAUUUGUGUUGUAAUGUUGUUUCUAGAGUUCUGUGUCUAUGGGUGUUUAAAUUUCAUCGAAGUAAUAAAUGGAAUGACUUUUUAUAUUGAA
Messenger RNA from Andrographis paniculata, 2097 nucleotides. RefSeq names its product imidazole glycerol phosphate synthase hisHF, chloroplastic. Gene Ontology annotation, molecular function: imidazoleglycerol-phosphate synthase activity; oxo-acid-lyase activity. Gene Ontology annotation, biological process: L-histidine biosynthetic process. Lineage: Eukaryota; Viridiplantae; Streptophyta; Magnoliopsida; Lamiales; Acanthaceae. The record is from RefSeq and is a predicted model, not a curated record. The transcript has 19 exons. The coding region runs from base 61 to 1839 and encodes 592 amino acids.